Molecule: messenger RNA, 326 nt
Organism: Cydia amplana
Lineage: Eukaryota; Metazoa; Arthropoda; Insecta; Lepidoptera; Tortricidae
Exons: 2
Molecular function (GO): DNA binding
Source: RefSeq, a predicted model, not a curated record
AUGGCUGAUAAUAUUGAUAAUGAUUUGUUGAUAUCUCUCGUAGAGGAACGUCCAGUUCUCUGGGAUAAAACCAUAGAAGAGUAUAAAGACAAAGAUAAGAAAAAUAGUGCAUGGAAGGAGGUCUGCCGAAGCAUUUUUCCGACGUUUGACGAGCAAACUAAUAAAGAAAAAACAAAAAUCGACAUACUUCAGGCCUUAAAAGAGGCAGAAAAUAGACAUCUGUCGUUUUUCAAAGCUAUUUUACCGUCGCUAAACAAAUUAGACGAUCAUCAAACUUUAAUAUUUCAAAGUCGCGUCUUACAAGUACUCACUGAUCUCCACCAACC